Messenger RNA from Orbicella faveolata, 1570 nucleotides. RefSeq lists its product as uncharacterized. The record is from RefSeq and is a predicted model, not a curated record. Lineage: Eukaryota; Metazoa; Cnidaria; Anthozoa; Scleractinia; Merulinidae.
AGAAAGUGGUUCAGAAUAUAUUUAAGCGUCUUUUGGGGUAUCGGAUUACUCUAGACAGCCUAGGCAUUCAUCAAACGAAGGUGUAUUUUAAAACAAACACCCAGCAUCGAAAUCAAAAGCGGCUAGCUGCUAUCAUUCAUAUUGUUUUCGAAGGGAACACAAUUCAACUCUUGAUUGGAUCAUUGAACGAUGUAUCAGCAACCAGCCCAACAAACAGGUGUUCAGACUUUUCUCAGUCAACAACCCGCUGUUGAUAGUCCACAAGGCCAUGGCCCUCCCCCGCAGCCAGUCAUGUACCAGAUGUCUCCUGGUCAGCCACAACCGGUGUUUACUGGCCAGCCCGCCAUGGGGCAACAGGGGCAACCUUUGCAGUACUAUGUAGCUGCUGGACAGCCGGGACAACCCGUUCAUAUUCAGGGCGCGCCUGCUCAACCUCCGGAGAGUCAAGAAGAGGAUGUAACAACGAUAAAGAUUGAUAUGAAGUACUUGAAGAGUGCUUUAUUUUUCUCGAGGAUUAUCGAGUUUGUCUUCCUGUCAAUAGCCUGGCCCUGUGCUAUAGUGUACUCAGGCGGAGCGCUCAGCUUGGAUGGCAGAGUUAACUUCUUCAAGGGAAUCACCAUAUUUUCUUGGGUGAUGGUCAUACUCUUCCAAAUCGUGUUUAUGUUUAGCAUCAACAAAAACAAGAAUUAUUUUCGACAGCCUUCAUACUUCACAUUGGUUUCAUUAGGAAUCCAAGUCGUGUUGACGAUUCUACUCAUAACAUGUACGGUGAGCUUUACAACUCGUGUUGUCGAUUUGCAUAAGUUUUACCGCGAUUCCAUCGGCGGUUUCACACUCCCUGGAUCGACCGUGGCCUUGAUUUAUGCUGCCACGAUAUUUGGCAUAAUGUCGUGCGUGGCUUUUCUGGACGACAUUCGGCUCUUGUCGGAAAUGUACGCUGCACAAAGAUCAAAGGAAAUAGCUGUUGCUGCGGGCGUUGCGCAGCAACCAGCUGGGACACAUCCUCAGCAACAGGUUGGCGCGCGGGCUCAGUUUCCAUCACAGCCUGCGCACACUCAAUAGUGACACUGUUUGCGAUAGAUGAGUGUAAAGCAUUGUGUUGUGUGUAGCAAGAUACUUCUACUUAAAGUUAUGUAGGUUAAUAUCUGCAUUAACUUAACUCGAAACAAGUAAAGACAGCUAUGAAGAAGCCUAAAUUAGGAUCAUGUAAUAAAAUAUCAAACGAGCGAAACUUAACUGAAAAAUAUCAUUUCUCAGUUAAGUUUCGCUCGUUUGAUAGUCAUUUACAGACUCUACAGUUUCUGUUUGCGUUUAAUUAGUCAGUUUACGAGUAUACAGAGGUAAACCAUAAACACUCAUAACCAGUGACAAGAUAUAUUCAGCUUUGAGUGAUUAGUAUUAUAAUCAAUAAAAACGGAUAAGUAAAAGGAUGAUCUCUAGUUAGAAACAAUCUGGACUGCAUGUGAUUUAGUAUUGCUACCACUGCAAAAUUUGAGGUGUGUACACACUAAUUUGUAGCACAUCUUCGUUUUUUAUGAUGUUUUAAUUCUUCAAUAAAAAUAAUUUACAA